Messenger RNA from Yamadazyma tenuis ATCC 10573, 1066 nucleotides. RefSeq names its product dolichyl-diphosphooligosaccharide--protein glycotransferase (gene OST3). NCBI's taxonomy places the organism in Eukaryota, Fungi, Ascomycota, Pichiomycetes, Serinales, Debaryomycetaceae. The record is from RefSeq and is a predicted model, not a curated record. Gene Ontology annotation, cellular component: oligosaccharyltransferase complex.
UAAUUAUCGACGUGUUGAGUUUGACGUAAAUCAGCAUGAAGGUAUCUUUAAUACAAUUGAUGAUGGGUGUAAUGGCCUACGCCGCUUGUGUGUUGGGUGGCUUCACCAACGAAGAGAUGCUUGCCAAGGUCAAGAAACUUGGCGGCAAAAAAGUAUUUCAGUUGAAAGAAAACAACUAUGAAGAGUUCCUCAAUGGACCCAGAGACUACCACUUGAUGUUGGUAUUAUCAUCUACUUCCAGUCAGUUUAACUGUCCGCUAUGUGUGGAAAUCAAGCCCGACUACGAGUUGGUGGCCAACUCGUGGUUCCAGGACCAUCCUAAUGGUGUGGGCGCUCUGUCUGAAGGUAAAGACGUUUACUUUUUGUACGCAGAAUUUUUAAAUGCUAAACUGUUGUUCCAAAAAUUGCAAUUGAACAACAUUCCCAAGGCGUAUUACGUGGCACCCAGUGCUGCUAGUGCUCCGGAUGCGUGGACGGAUGAGCUUGAAGAGUAUCAGUUUUUCCAGGGAGUUCACACCGAGUUGAUCUCCAUCUUCUUGGGGGACAAGACCGGCCACAAGUUCAAUGUGUACGUUCCAGUCAGUUACAGCAAGCUUGGAUGGACUGUCUUCAUUGUGGCUGUGGUGGUUUUGUGGCUCAAGGUGUUCUUCAAGCAAUUCAAGGUAUUGCUCUCUUCCAAGCUUUUGUGGACAGUGUUGUCGAUCAUCACCAUUUUGUUGUUCACCUCGGGAUACAUGUUUAAUCAGAUCCGUCAUACGCCCUACUUCAAGCAGAACCCCGAAGGAGCUGUGGAGUACUUUGCUGGGGGUCAGCAGACGCAGUAUGCAAUUGAGACUCAAAUCGUAUCGUUUAUCUAUGGUAUCUUGAGUCUUUUGUUCGUGACGUUGGUGAAAAAAGUCCCAACCAUUGAACAUCCCAAAGUCAAAUUGUUGGCCACUGGUCUCGUGACCAUCUCUAUCUACGCUAUCUUUAGCGUGUUAUUGGCCAUAUUCGGCAUCAAAAGCCCCGGGUUUCCCUUCAAAUUCUUCAAGAUCUUUGGUUAGAAAAUACAUCUUCGUCACUCUAC